GUUGGAUGGUAGGAGUAUGGGGUGAAGCUGGCCUUAGGGAAAUGAGAGCAGCAAUAGUAAAAAAAGAUUUAAAAAAACACAUGUUUGGCUCAAGUCAGUAGCUUUGAAAGACAGGACAGGUCAAGAAGAAGCUGGAAAGCAAGAUGAAUGAUGUAAAGCUUGCUGUCUUGGGUGGUGAGGGAGCAGGCAAAUCUGCCCUUACAGUAAGAUUUCUUACCAAGCGAUUCGUUGGAGAAUAUGCUUCUAAUUUUGAAUCUAUCUAUAAUAAGCAUUUGUGUUUGGAAGGGAAACAAUUGAAUCUAGAAAUAUACGACCCUUGUUCUCAGCCACAGAAAGCAAAAUUUUCCCUCACAAGUGAUCUGCAAUGGGCAGAUGGGUUUGUUAUUGUGUAUGACAUCAGUGACAGGUCUUCGUUUGCUUUUGCAAAAGCAAUGAUCUACAGAAUUCGGGAGCCACAAACUAGUCAUUGUAAAAGAGCCGUGGAUUCAGCAGUGCUUUUGGUUGGUAACAAGCAAGAUCUCUGCCAUGUGCGCGAGGUUGGCUGGGAAGAAGGGCAAAAGCUGGCAUUGGAUUACCGUUGCCAAUUCUGUGAACUGUCUGCAGCAGAGCAGUCUCUGGAGGUGGAAAUGAUGUUCAUCAGAAUUAUCAAGGACAUCCUGACAAACUUCAAACUCAAAGAAAAGAGAAGGCCCAGUGGAUCUAAAUCAAUGGCUAAACUGAUCAAUAAUGUAUUUGGAAAGAGAAGGAAAUCUGUUUAGCAGUCAUGUGAUCCUAGGGGAUUUAUUAUAUCAGAGCAUUUCGAACAUUUGUAUAAUAAUUAAAUUCACCCUUUGUAUAUAAUUAAAAAUGAUUCUCUUAGAGAUAUGAAAUGAUUGGCCAUGAACCACAGGUGUGUUUUCAAAUGUAUAGUUUGCCUUUUUCAUUGUUUGUGUCUCGUACACUUUGCUUCACACUUAACCUUUAUUACACAGAAGAGCAUCAGGAUAACCUAUUGGUGGAUUACCGUACAGUUUACCUUGCCAAAUAAACUCUGCUCGUGUAAUUUUAUUAAACUGCCAUCCUAAAGGG
This is a messenger RNA of Camelus dromedarius (Arabian camel), 1068 nucleotides long. RefSeq names its product RERG like (gene RERGL). The transcript has 5 exons. NCBI's taxonomy places the organism in Eukaryota, Metazoa, Chordata, Mammalia, Artiodactyla, Camelidae. Gene Ontology annotation, molecular function: GTPase activity; GTP binding. The record is from RefSeq and is a predicted model, not a curated record. Bases 144 to 758 code for a protein of 204 amino acids.